This is a messenger RNA of Ostertagia ostertagi, 330 nucleotides long. The record is from the annotation of a GenBank genome assembly. Lineage: Eukaryota; Metazoa; Nematoda; Chromadorea; Rhabditida; Trichostrongylidae.
AUGAUUGGUAAACGAAUUAUGAAACGGGCUUGCGAUUUACGGGACGAAUUUGCGACCUUUUACACAUCAUUGGAACUGGAACAGCGUGAAGAACUGGAAGAAAGCGCGAAACUCCUUCUCAAAAGGUCAACACAUUCGUCCACGAAUAUAUCGAUUUGUCGACGAGCUUCGGCCAGCGUUUUGUCGAACUGCGUUCGCAUGGCUUUCGACCGGAUUAUUUUGCAAUUUUGGCCGAUGCCACCAUCAAGGAAUGCACACAUUUGGAUUCGGCUGUACAUAAAAGUCGACACGCAUCCACACAACGCUUCUCCAGUUAAUCACCAAAUUUAA